Molecule: messenger RNA, 4966 nt
Organism: Pectinophora gossypiella (pink bollworm)
Lineage: Eukaryota; Metazoa; Arthropoda; Insecta; Lepidoptera; Gelechiidae
Gene: stx
Product: midnolin homolog
Exons: 5
Coding region: 163-2406 (747 amino acids)
Cellular component (GO): nucleus
Molecular function (GO): protein binding
Source: RefSeq, a predicted model, not a curated record
AGAGACUGGUCACACCGUCCGACGGCCACAUCAAAAUCUGGGGGUCUGGCGUGUGACCCUGUUAUUUCUAUCCUGCAAUAAAAUAGCUGUGUAAUCUAAAGAUAAGUGGUGCGCAGUGAAACAGUGUUAUCCGUAAAUUCUAGUGUAAUUCAUGUGGAAAAUAUGGAGCGUGCGACUGGAACAGAGGUGUACGACGGGUGUGGCUCGCCCCAGAGCACAGACAUAACGCUGAAUAUACAAACGACAACGGGUGGGAAUUUCUCCAUCAGCCUGAACGGUAAAAAUACCGUAGAGCACCUCAAGAAACUAGUUUCUAAGAAGCUAAAGGUCUCCAAAGAUCGAAUAUGCUUGCUGCAUCGAGAAAGGCAGCUGCGCGACGGCACGCUCGACGACAACGGGCUGCUAGACGGCGCGCGCGUCAUCCUGCUGCCCAGCGUCGAGACGGGCCUGCUGAGCCAAAGGCCUGAAAACUCUGUUAUGCAAGCACUGGAAAGUCUCAAUGACACCCAGGUCAAUGAUUUCUUGAGUGGGAAGUCUCCUUUGAACCUCACCAUGCGUUUAGGUGACCACAUGAUGCUGAUUCAAUUGCAGCUGUCUACCCUCAAUUCUAGUUCGUCUGGCAGUUCACGUUCCCUACGGACUUCUACUCCGACUAAGAGCUCCACAUCAUCAAUACGCACCAAAAGUGAUACCAGGGACUCGCCUACCCCUCAGACCACUCCACAGAAACCCUCAAACAGUAAUGAAACAUGUAUAGAUAGUGAUAAACCUAAACAAGAGACACAGUCACCUGUUUUACAAAAAAAAGAUAUUGAAAUGUUACAAAAUGCCUUUGACUUGUAUCGUUCCAUGGCUGAAGAAAAAUAUGCAGAUAAACCAGAGACUUCUGGGGAUAAAGACGAAUCCAUGGACACAACCAACUGUACUCUGUCAGAUAUGUCGCAUACCUCAACAGAAAAUGACCAGUCCCCUAUCAAAUCUUUGUCUAAUUUGGUGUCUAGUCCUAUAGAUGUGUCAGCCUCUGAGAGUAAGGAGUCUGCAGUUUCAAACACCACUAAAAGUAAUUUGAUUGAGUUAUUAUCAAAUAAUAAAGUAAGCAGUGAUGUAAUUCCUUCCACAAGUGCCAUCAGUGAUAAGCAGAGUCCGUCAACUUCCUCGUUGACGCCCGACAGUUCCCUCAGUGACGACAGCGACAACUUCACUGACCAAAGUUCAUUCCUCGCAGAGAGUACCAUAGAUGAAUAUCCAAUGGAAAACCUCUUUAAUAGUGCUGUAGAUAAAGGCUUAUUUGAAAAUCAAGAUGAAUCUAUGAUGGACAGAGAAAUAUCUAACUUGGCUACAACUAGCCACGGUCAAGAGUCCACCAGUGGACCACUGCCAUCUUUCCAAAGUAUAAAUGAGCCUCUGAAAAAUAAGCGCUUCCAAUAUCUUCUGCAUAAAACGUCUAAAUUCAAACAUCCCAUUGGGCAAAGUAAGCAGAAAGCUUUCAUGCAGUCUGUUGUUAAUAAACAUAAAAAAAGAAUGCAGCUACGGCAAGAAAGUAAUCUAGCACAGCCUUCCACAUCCAAGUCAGAUCCUUGUAAGACGAGUACUGUUAGGAAAAUUCAGAAUCCAAAAAGUGUAGGAACCUCAACAGACGACUUGGCUACUCCGUCUACAUCUAAGCAGGUUCAGUUCAAAGCACCUGAUGCACCGAAAAAACCUCAGAGGGUGACAAUUACGCCUGCUGUAGAUACAAAAGCACUUAUAGAAGCAUCCAAAAAUUUAACACAGAAGCUUAAAAAGCUUUCUAAGGAAGUGUUAACAAAUAAAAUUGAUCUCAGAACUGCAGAGGAGACGGUGCGCUCGAAGAUAGGUCCAGGGGCUGUGAUAGAAUCCAUGAAGCACCAUGGCAAAGGAAUAUAUUCAGGGACCUUCUCCGGCACAUUGAACCCAGCUCUGCAAGACAGAUAUGGCCGACCAAAGAGAGACAUUUCUACAAUCAUUCACAUACUGAAUGACUUAUUGUGUGCGGCGCCUCCCAUCACCUUGGCACAGAAGGAGACCGCGAAGCACUCGUGUUCGACGAGCACGGGCUCGGGCGAGGAGGCGCGCGCAUGCGCAGCGGCGGGGCGGCGGGCGGGCGCGGCGUGCGCCGCGUGUGCCGCGUGCGCCGCCAGCGCGGCCAGUGCGGCCAGCGCCGCCAGCGCCGACAUGUGCAGCAAGUGCGACACGGCCAAGACGCUCGCGCUCGACAACUCCAAGACCAAGUGCAAGCUGGAGCAACUCCGCCUCGUCAUGCAGCAGAAGAAGCAGCGGCGCGAGGCUCGCAAGCUCAAGACCCUGCCCUACUCGUCCCCGCCGAAGACGCUCGCCUCCCCGGAGCAGGCGCCGCCCAUGCAGGAGGAGAUCGAGACGGUUGCCUAACACGUAGCCGCGGUCUAACUGCCCUCCAGACCCGCGCUGAUCCGCGACGCCGCCGUAUAGUCCAAAUUAGCGGAGAGUGGUAUUUUGACGAGUCGAAAGUUAGAGUAUUCGAGUUCGAACUUUCCAGAUAUCCCCGACCUAUUGUAAUUAUUUUUUUGCAAGUUUGAAUGAGAUGUCGACUUUCUACAUAAUUCCAGUAAAUUUAUGAUGUAUUGAAUAUUCUUUUCGCUGGACGCGUGACGUGAGGACGAUGUGGCCACGCCGCGUGCGCUUACACGGGUGUUUCCCGAAAGGACUGCGAUUGUCGUAAUUUGAAUAGUUUCGAUCUAGUUUCGGUGCCCGGUUGGGAAACGUACAUGCGUAUCUAAAGUCGUUACGUCACGGCAGUUGCAUGGAACCGGUGAAAAUAAACGAUGCCUUUGAAAAUAUGCAAAAUGCGAAUUUAUGCAAACGUAACUUUUGUCCUUCGACUUCAAAGCGUGACGGAAGGCCUCAGGCUUUCUAUUUUUCACUCACGAAUCAUCUGAAAGGUGAUACUCGGGUGUUGGGUAACGCGUUGUGAGACUGCUAGCCUUUGCUAUAUGUGUAGUGUGAGACGAAAGAACGAACGCCGGGCGCGGCCCACUAAUAUUCUAAAUUACCAUUUUGACUAAGUUUGGAUCGUAAUAUCUAUAAGUGCUAUUAUACGCAUGUACAAAGUAAAGAUUGAAUUAGCAAAAUCACUAGUUUAUAGAUAAAGUAACCAGUUAGGUCCUCCGAUGUAGUUGCCUGGUGCGACUCUAAAUUGAAUUUUUGUUGUUAUUUUUUAGAUUAUAUUUUUAUUAUUUUAUUGGUUCAUAAUACUUUUGAACUCUGUGUCUAGUAACUAAUUUAAUUUUUGGAUUAGCUGUUGAUAGAUUUUGGAAAUUAUCUCUUGGUUUGUGAGUGGACGGCAUCUGCCCACCCUGGUGGACGCCGCAGGCGUGACUGCCAUGGGGCUCCCGUGUACCACAAGUGACAUUUUGUUUCUUCAUUAUUUUAGAACGAGCAACUUUAUUCCACUUUUAUUAGACAUAAUUGGCACUGUUAUUCUUAUAGUUAUUUUUAUUUGUUUUCUUUUUUCUCCUUUCACGGAUAUGUUGUUUAAAAGUAAUAAAUGUUUUCUUCAUUACACAUAUUUCGUUUAGUUUAUUUUACUGCACCAGUAUGCACGAAGUAAGAACACCAAAUUGUUAAUGUAUUAAUAAACAACACGUGCGGUCCUAUGAAAUAUUAACUCUACACUAGGAUGAGCUUUGUACAUAGUUCAUACGCGAAAUUUGCUAGCCGUAAAAUGCUUGAUUUGGAUUUUAUAUAACAAAAAGUAUUAUGCGUUGAAUUGCUUAAGAAUUAUUUAGACAUUUAUGGAAUACUGUGAAUAAAUAAUAGAACACUUAUCUUACGACUAAAACAAUUCGAAAGCACUUGCAAACAGGAUAGUAAGAAUAGCUGUUGGAGUUUAUCUAAUGAAAUGUGUCUUCUCCGUAUAAUGUUAUUGUUUAUGUUAGUUGUAUGGAACCAAUACAGUUGAGUUGAAAAGUUUCCUUUACGUAACCAUGUCUUCCGUUUUCCGAGUCAUAUUUUAGUUGCGUAGCGGCGAUGUACCGCUCCGACGUGUCUACACGGCAUGUUAAUCUGAAUAACGGGAACGCCAACCCGUUGUCAGCAUGCAUUGGAGCGACAAAUAUUUGAAAGACUUGUCCGACUCAUUGCCAACGGAAUGCGCUAAAUAUUUUUAUACUACUUCAGCAUAUAACAUCAUUCCGAUGAUCAAACAAUAAUCCGAGAAAAUGUCCAAUAAUCACAUUGCGCCAUACAUAAGGAACUGUUUUAUUCUACACAGCAAUAACAUUCGCUAAGUAGUUUAGCCAAAAUGCUUAGCCACUUAGUCAAUAACGGCAUAGGAACUAGAAUGCGGCCAUUCCGUUUCGUUCGUGAUAUUUAGGGUGAUGAAUAACUCCUAAUUUGUUGUGCAACUUACCCCGGUUGGUAAGGGGCCAACGCAGCCUUACCGUUACUGCCAAACAAGCAAUAUCGACCGAAAUCAGACAAGUGCCUGUUGAUGUGUUAGUGUCGUGUUCGAUGUAACCCCUCUAGAUCUCGGUUCAGCCAUUCUCGGUUCAUAAGAUCUCAAUAAGCUUUACGUGAAAUAAAGUUUGGUUUGAAAAAUAUAACUAGUUUCAGUUUAGACUACGUGGUGCGAAGGAAGUCCCGCCGAUUUCAAUGAAAGUAACAACUAAGCAUAGAAUGAUUAUGCAGACAGUCCGUCGCCAACACCCGCGGGACUUCUUUCGUAGACCAGUUCCAACAUUUCGAUGUACAAAUUGCUAUGUUCCGUUUGCCCCGCUGAUCCCCACUCAUGUAACAGGCCUGUAUUAAGUUUUCAAAUAAUCCAGUGUUUUGUACAUAAUAAACUUGUUACCAUUCUUAUACAUAUUUUAGUCGUGAAUUUUGUUAAGAUUUUGAAGGGAAAUCGUGUUGUUUUUGUCUCUGUAUUUUGCAUGUUUAGUGAGGAGAAUAAAGUUAUAAUAUGACAAAUUUA